AUGUCUGACUUACAUGAUCUAUGUAAAAUUCCUGAGAGACCAAUUACCUCAAAAUAUAUAGAUAGUCUAAACUACUAUUUAAAAAAUGGCAUACCAGCAACUUAUACAAUUGAAGAAGCAUACAAUUUCACAAAUAAUAUCGAAUCAGAACCAACAACAACAACGACCCCAUUACAUCUAAUAUGUACACAUAUACCCAAAGAUUUAUUAGAAGAAGAAAUCAAAAUAGUAACACAAAUGGUAGAGAUUUUAUUUGAAUACGGAGCAGGUUGGUGUUUUACUGAUAUAAAUAAUGAUACCCCAGGUUGUAUACUAAUCAAAAGAAAUCUAAAACAUUUACCAAUAUAUCAAGAAAUAGUAAAUGCUGGAGUUAGAGCUGAAUUAUUAUUGAGAAAAGUAAGUGAGUUUGAUAUGGAAGUUAUUGAAGAUACUGAUGAUUUAGAUCAUGAAGCAUUUGGACAAAUUGAAGAAAAUGUAGAAAUACCGGAUUUAGUCAAAGAAGAAGAGGAAGUAGAACAAGAUGAUAUUAAAGAACCUACGGAAAAAUCAGAUACAAUGGAAAAAACAACUAGCACCAAGAACCAAGAAUCAGCAAAGUCAAUAGAAAUAGAUGAUGAACCAGAAGCACCGUCACAAAACCAACAAUCAUACCUAAACACAAAAUUAGAAUAUAAAAACAAUGCUCUAGUAACAAAAGAUAGAAAAGAUGGAGUAAUGAUGUCAUGGGAAACUGAAAUAAUGAAAAUGGGAAGUGAUUCAUUGGCUAAAGGAUCAUAUAUAGAACCAAGUGAAAAAGAUUCAGAGAUAAAUAUUUUAAAUAUUGGUUUUGGGAUGGGAAUCAUUGAUACUUUUAUACAACAAGAACAACCAACUAAUCAUUAUAUAUGUGAAGCACACCCUGACGUACUAAAAAAAUUACGUGAUGACGGAUGGUACGAAAAGCCCAAUGUUAUUAUAUUAGAAGGACGUUGGCAAGAUGAAUUACCUAAAUUAUUAUCACAAAAUAUUUUUUUCAAUGGGAUUUAUUAUGAUACUUUUUCAGAACAUUAUCAAGAUAUGUUAGAAUUAUUUGAUUUAGUUGUGGGGUUAUUAAAACCGUAUGGUAUAUUUUCAUUUUUCAAUGGAUUAGGAGCUGAUAGGAUUGUUAUUUAUGAAGUUUAUAAAAAAUUAGUUGAAUUGGAUUUGGAAAAUUAUGGAUUAUGUUGUAAAUUUAUUGAUGUUGAAGUUCCUGAAGAAUUAUUUAAGCAUGAAAGUAAAGAAGAUGGAUCUAUUUGGGAUGAUGUUAAGAGAAGUUAUUGGUCAUGUCCUAUUUAUUAUCAUCCAGAAAUUAAAUUUAUGGAUUUUUAG
Molecule: messenger RNA, 1347 nt
Organism: Lodderomyces jiufengensis
Lineage: Eukaryota; Fungi; Ascomycota; Pichiomycetes; Serinales; Debaryomycetaceae
Gene: RMT2
Product: protein-arginine N5-methyltransferase
Exons: 1
Coding region: 1-1347 (448 amino acids)
Biological process (GO): peptidyl-arginine methylation
Cellular component (GO): cytoplasm; nucleus
Molecular function (GO): protein arginine N5-methyltransferase activity
Source: RefSeq, a predicted model, not a curated record